CCCAGGAUAGACCUGGGCCGCUGUCGCACCGCGCUGCUCAUAUCCGCUUGACUUGCUCUCAGUGUUGGAAAAAGGACUUUGAGAAACUGCAGCGAUGUCAGUCCAGGUUGUGGCAGCGAAAAUGGCAGAGGUCGAGCUGAAAGACGUCCCCGCAGGCAAAGAGCUGCCGAUGAAGUCUGCACUUUCACCCACGUCGGAUGGCAAGGGUGUCGGUAGGAACGAGCCGCACGAGGCCGGUUCCUCCGCUGCUGCGUCCCCGUCAGUGGAGUCCUCUGCCAAAGCCGGGGAAUCCAGCCUGGGUUUGCUCACCCCGAACCCCGCUAAGAUGCCGCAGGCGUCGGCUAUGAAGCGGACGGACCCGCAGGAGAACGGCGGAGAGGCUUUUGUCAACCGUGACGGUACCGUGGCCGAGGCUCCGCGUAUGAAAAAGAUCCAGUUUGCCGACCAGAAACAGGAGUUUAACAAGCGUCCCUCCAAGAUUGGCCGUCGCUCUCUGUCCCGCUCCAUCUCUCAGUCAUCUACAGACAGCUACAGCUCAGCGGCAUCGUACACAGACAGCUCUGACGAUGAGACAUCUCCCCGAGACAAACAACAGAAGAACUCGAAGGGCAACGGAGACUUCUGCAUCAAGAACAUCAAACAGGCCGACUUUGGACGCAGGGAGAUUGAGAUUGCAGAGCAAGAGAUGCCAGCUCUGAUGGCACUCAGGAAACGUGCACAAGGGGAGAAACCCCUCGCCGGUGCCAAGGUGGUGGGCUGCACCCACAUCACUGCCCAGACUGCUGUGCUGAUGGAGACUCUCUCAGCUUUAGGGGCUCAGUGCAGGUGGGCGGCCUGUAAUAUCUACUCCACCCAGAACGAAGUGGCAGCUGCCCUGGCAGAGGGAGGUUUCAGCGUAUUCGCAUGGAAGGGGGAGUCGGAGGACGACUUCUGGUGGUGCAUCGAUCGCUGUGUUAAUGUGGAGGGCUGGCAGCCAAACAUGAUCCUGGAUGACGGUGGAGACCUGACUCACUGGAUUUAUAAAAAAUAUCCCAACAUGUUCAAAAAGAUUAAAGGCAUCGUCGAGGAGAGCGUCACUGGAGUCCACAGGCUGUACCAACUGUCCAAAGCUGGAAAACUCUCUGUCCCGGCCAUGAAUGUCAACGACUCUGUGACCAAACAGAAGUUUGACAACCUCUACUGCUGCAGGGAGUCCAUCUUAGACGGUUUGAAGAGAACCACUGAUGUCAUGUUCGGUGGGAAGCAGGUGGUGGUGUGUGGAUACGGAGAGGUUGGGAAAGGCUGCUGUGCAGCCCUCAAAGCGAUGGGCUCCAUCGUCUACGUGACAGAGAUCGACCCCAUCUGUGCCCUGCAGGCCUGCAUGGACGGCUUCAGGCUGGUGAAGCUGAACGAAGUCAUCAGACAAGUGGACAUCGUCAUCACCUGCACAGGCAAUAAGAACGUGGUGGUGAGAGAGAACCUCGACCGCAUGAAGAACGGCUGCAUCGUCUGCAACAUGGGUCACUCCAACACCGAGAUUGAUGUGGCGAGCCUGAGGACUCCUGAGCUGACCUGGGAGAGAGUGCGCUCUCAGGUGGACCACGUCAUCUGGCCCGAUGGCAAGAGGAUAGUGCUGCUGGCUGAGGGUCUUCUGUUGACCCUCAGCUGUCCCACCGUUCCCCCCUUUGUUCUCUCCAUCCCAGCCACAACACAGGCUCUGGCUCUGAUAGAGUUGUACAACGCUCCUGAGGGACGUUACAAGCAGGACGUUUACCUGCUGCCCAAAAAGAUGGAUGAGUACGUGGCCAGCCUACAUCUGCCCACAUUUGAUGCACAUCUCACAGAGCUGACUGACGAGCAGGCCAAGUAUCUGGGCCUGAACAAGAACGGACCCUUUAAACCAAACUACUACAGGUAUUAAAGCCGUACUGGCGUCGGACUGUGGAAACACCAAAACUCUGUAAAUGGCACAGACUCUUUGAAGGGGACAGAACAGUCAACACACUUGCUUUAUAAUCUCGGGGAGGGACGGAGGGUGACGGGGGGGAGGAAGAGCUCCGGCUGAGCCUGAAGGCGACGGGUGUCGUGAUCCUGUAACACUUACAGCAGCCGUUGUUUGUUUUUUUUUAUCACACGUGCUCAAGAAUAACAACAACAACAACAACAAUAAAACCACCAUCGUUACUUCACCGCCGUCACUCGUCACGACACCGUUAUCUUUAAAACCCACAUCUGUGUCGUGCUCCACGUCGACCCUUCGUCCUUCCUUCUUCAUUGCCAGAUUUUUUUAUUGUUUAACUAUUAAAGAUGAAAUUAUUGAUGCUGAAAAGAUAUAUAAAUACCAUAUAAAAAAAAGAUUAAAAAAAUCUGUGUGAACGAAGGUGACUCUUGAAGAUUUAGGUGAGGACACUUUUUCCGGUUCUUUUUUUUUUGUUGUCAAUGUCUUUUCUUGUGAUUAUGUUUUGGGGUGGGGUUGGAACCAGUGGGCGGGGCUUGGUGGGGUCUCAGGGUCCAAUCAUAUCAUGUCUUUUAUUUCCUCCUUUCAUCUGAUUUGUAAACUCUGAUGAUUUUGGUCUCCUCCUCUGAUCACCCUGAUGUUCUCUUCUCUGUAUCUUCUGUUCCAAGUUUAACUGGACGGUGGCGGAUUUUCCCACUUGUCCCUCAAACUCACGAUGAACCCAUCUCAUUGGCUUCCUCUCUUUCAGCUGCUCAUGUCACGCCAGUGUUGAAGUAGUGAAAAGUAUUCCAGAGGCGUUAAGACCUCGACAGGCAGAUCUUUACACAGAGGUCAUACUGUAUAUGUAGAUAUUUAUAUAUGAAUAUAAAAACAACUUCUGAUUCUUUUUCUAUCCUUCUCUCUCCUCUGCAUUGACUAAAAACCACAGCUUUUUUGGGGAGAAAAAAAAAGAAUUUAAAGCAAUUAAAUGUUCUAAUGAGUGUAAUAAAUGUACCUAAAACCUUGUUCUUAAUACUGUGACGGAACAUAAUCCCUGAGAAACCAAAAGUGCAGCGAGGUGUUGCUAAUCUGGUACUGAAGUGUUUUUUUUUAAAUAUCAAUUUUAAAACGUGGAUUCUUUGGUACUGACGUCGUUCUGAGUUUAUCUAAAUGUGAAAACCUAACGCCUGGAUUUUAACUUUUUUUCCAGUCAAGAAACAUGAAACUGUCUCUGUGCUUUUUGACUGUAAAGGGAUUAUUUUUUGUGUGCGUGCGAUGCCAACAUAGAUUACAAAAGGGUAAGUCAAAAAGUUGUAAGAUUGUUAUAGAGAAUUACAGUUAGAAGUUGUUCUAAAAAAAACAUCUGAGCAGGCUUGGCGGAGGACAAAUAUAAUUUUGGGCAGUGGUGUGUUUUGACACAUUGACAAUACUGUACAAAAUACAAAUAAUAGUUUUAGUUUAACUUCAAAAAUAUUUUUAGGUCACAUCAUCUGGGCGGAACCCAGACAUUCCGUUAACGGGUUUUUGUUAUCGGAGGAAAAAACCGAUAACGAUUCUUACCGAUAUUACAUAAUUAAGCUAAUAUCGGUUGGCCGAUAAUAUCGAACAUACCUCUUUGUAAGUAAACUUGAUUUGAAGGCUGUUUAAAUAACGAAUGUACACAAGAUGUGGUGAUCUUUUAAUUUCAUCCUUAAACUGGAAAAAAAAACCCAUCUAAAUUUAAGUUCUCAGUUAAUAUUAUUUUCCCUAAAAUGUUUGUCUCAGAACCUUUUGACUUACCCCGGUAUCCUCUCCCUCCCUGAAAGGUUCAGAUUGAUUUUUUUACAGCGAGCCACGCGUUUGUGUAAACCCUCAGCUGGGCUCAUCCCCAGCUGACCUGAAAGUGGAAAUGAGAAAAUCCUGACAGUUAUUCCAGCCGACAGCAGCGAGCAGCUCUGACUGCACCUGAGCCAAUCAGAGUCCGUGUCAGCCUGCUGGGAAAAAGAACUGCUGCUCGCUCUGCUGUCCUAGAAUAGAAUCAGAUCAGGUUUAGAAAAAAAAAAAGAGAAAAGAUGUUGUGUUUAUGGAGGGAUAAUGGCACAAAAAUCCAGUUUAGUAACAAAUUUCAUUCUGUGUGACGCUAAGAUUGACAUUUAUUUUCAGCUUCGGUCCAUUUCAUGUUGCAGUGAAUGGCAGGACUUGAUUGCUCUGUUAACGUGGGUUUUGUUAUAACAAGAUGACAUUUGGAUUUUUUUUUUAACCUAAAAAACUGCCUCGAAGUUUUUUGCUGCCUCUGUGUUUGUCCAAACUGCAGGUUGUUCAUGAAAAAGGGACAAAUUUUUGUUUAAUUGUAUUGAAUGUAAAAAAAUUAAUUCUGUUAGUUAGGUCUUUGAAUUCUGAAGAAAAAACACGUUAAAAAAGUCAAACAUCUCAUUUCUUUAAAUGUUUAAAAAAAAAAUUGGAAAAACUUUUUAAAGUUAGGUAAAAUGUGUUAGUCUCUCAGUGCCACCAUUCGACAUGGAGACUGGGCUAAUUCUUCACUCUCCGGCUAAAUCUGCUGAUAUUUAUGCUACAUCAGUAGCUAAUUAGCUUAGCAUAUGGAUUGAAGCCUAGUGGAGGAUCUGUGGUGCAACAACAGGUUAUACGUAUAUUGAUGAAACAGCUCAACCUUUCUGUCAAAUGAAAGUGUUUUACCUACUUUUUUUCUUACAUCAAUAAGGGCUUUUUAAGAAUUUUUUUUUAGUUUGUUAGCACAACAAGACUGCGUUCAGAAACAUUUACAGCCAUAAGGCCCAGCUACACCUGUCAAGCACAAACUAUCAUGGACAGCAGUGCUGUGUUAAAGCUUCAAUGAUAAGACAUAAAGUCCAACACUGUAUCUAAGCUAACACUUGUCUCUCAGUUGGCCCCAGGCGAAAAGUGAUUUUUUUUUUGUUUUGUUUUUUGCUUGUUUGGAUUAGAUUUCAAGUGUUAAUCUUUUUUUUUUCUUUGGACAUUUCUGAAUUCUGCUUCAGUCAAGAACCACACAUAAGGGUAUGAACGCAUGUGAAAUUUUAAAAUGUCAAGACAUCGUUUCCAGAACCACUACCUUCAAUCUGUAUGCUAACAAGUUGGGUUAAAAAAAAAAAAAAAAUAGAUAGACAAAUAGUUCUGAAAUGUGGCUCUUUUGUGAAGACCCCAACACUGUCCUCUGCCAAUGUGUCUCACCUGUGUGUCUGACCUUUGACCUCGUUUUAACUGUCGCCAAUGUAGUCCCUGAGUCUUACUUGAGUGUGAAGUAUGUGUUUGUUUAUGGAAGCAGAGGUGUGUGUGUGUGUGUGUGUCCAUCCCGUCUUGCUUCUUAACAGAUGCCUCAGGAUUCCUGCUUGGGUAAAGAAGGGGGAAAAAACCCUUGUUUUUUUUCUUUUUUUUUGUCACUUGUCAGCUGACGUGGGUGGGCGGGGUAGACACCAGCAUCAUAUACUGUAUGUAUAUGCAUAUUAUAUACAGAUAUGACAACUUUUCAAAAUAUAGGAAGGUUUAAAAAGAAAAAAAAGGAAAAAAAAAUCAACUGUAUUUAUUGUUGUAAAUCCUCGUUCAAACCAAGACUGACAAAGAUCACACACCUGUUUGAAGUUGUCUAAUGAAGAAAAAGAGAAACCCUUAUGUUUAAAUAUGGAUAGUGACAGUAGAAAAUCAUGAGCAAUAAUUAAAAAAAAUGUAAUCUUAAUGAAUAAAGAUGUAAAAAAAA
This is a messenger RNA of Cynoglossus semilaevis (tongue sole), 5624 nucleotides long. It is a transcript of the gene ahcyl2b, whose product is annotated as adenosylhomocysteinase like 2b. Gene Ontology annotation, cellular component: cytosol. Gene Ontology annotation, biological process: L-methionine cycle. Bases 95 to 1900 code for a protein of 601 amino acids. The transcript has 17 exons. NCBI's taxonomy places the organism in Eukaryota, Metazoa, Chordata, Actinopteri, Pleuronectiformes, Cynoglossidae. The record is from RefSeq and is a predicted model, not a curated record.